AUGAGUUUCCAGCAGGAAGACGGGGUGAACAGCCUGUGUCAGAAGGCUCUGCACAUCGUCACGGAGCUGUGUUUCGCGGGCCAGGUGGAGUGGGAGAAAUGUUCCGGGAUCUUUCCCCGGGACAGAGGCAACCAAGGAGGAGGCAACACAGACAUCUCAGUCAGUCUGCUCGCGGUGGUGGUCAGCUUUUGUGGGCUGGCCCUGCUGGUUGUCUCGCUCUUCGUCUUCUGGAAGCUGUGCUGGCCCUGCUGGAGAAGCAAACCUCUGGCUCCCAACGGCGGCGCCUUCCCCCAAACCACCUCCAGCGCGCCCACGGAGGUCUUCGAGGCCGAUGAGAAGAAGGAGGUGAAAGAGAACGGGAAGCCCCCCCCGAAAGCCAUGGAGGCCGCGAUGAAAAUUAGCCACACUUCCCCGGAUAUCCCGGCAGAAGUCCAGACGGCUUUGAAGGAGCACCUGAUUAAACACGCGCGUGUGCAAAGACAGACCACUGAACCAACGUCUUCAUCACGGCACAAUUCCUUCAGAAGGCAUCUGCCGAGACAAAUGCAAGUAUCCAGUGUUGAUUUCAGCAUGGGAACAGAACCAGUGUUACAGAGAGGCGAGACGACCACCAGCAUUGGGAGAAUCAAACCAGAGCUCUACAAACAAAAAUCAGUCGACUCUGAAGGAAACAGGAAAGAAGACAUCAAAACUUGCGGGAAACUCAACUUUACUCUCCAAUACGACUACGAAAAUGAACUCCUUGUGGUUAACAUUGUCAAAGCCUUAGAUCUCCCCGCUAAAGACUUCACAGGGACAUCAGAUCCCUAUGUGAAGAUAUAUCUUCUUCCAGACAGAAAAAAGAAGUUUCAGACUCGUGUGCACAGAAAGACCCUAAACCCUCUCUUUGAAGAAACCUUUCAGUUUCCUGUACCCUACGAUCAAUUAAGCAACAGAAAACUGCAUUUCAGUAUAUAUGAUUUUGACAGAUUUUCUAGACAUGACAUGAUUGGGGAAGUUAUUCUUGAUAACUUUUUUGAAGUCUCCGAUCUCUCCAGGGAAGCCUCAGUGUGGAAAGAUAUCCACUGUGCCACCACAGAAAGCAUAGAUCUGGGUGAAAUCAUGUUCUCCCUUUGUUACUUACCUACUGCUGGGCGUAUGACAUUAACAGUCAUCAAGUGUAGAAAUCUCAAGGCCAUGGACAUUACGGGCUCUUCAGAUCCCUAUGUCAAGGUGUCUCUGAUGUGUGAGGGUCGGAGGUUGAAAAAACGAAAAACGACCACAAAGAAAAACACUCUGAAUCCCAUCUAUAAUGAGGCUAUCAUUUUCGACAUUCCUCCUGAGAAUGUAGACCAGGUCAGCCUUUCCAUCGCUGUGAUGGAUUAUGAUCGGGUGGGACACAAUGAAGUUAUAGGGGUAUGCAGGACAGGACUAGAUGCUGAAGGCCUUGGACGAGACCACUGGAACGAAAUGCUAGCCUACCACCGAAAGCCAAUAACCCAUUGGCACCCUCUGGUAGAGUUACCUGGCCGAGCAACCAGUUUUGAUAGUCAAGGAUCCUGCUCGUCUCCCAAGCCACCUUCUACGCCCUAA
Messenger RNA from Tachyglossus aculeatus (Australian echidna), 1572 nucleotides. RefSeq names its product synaptotagmin 10 (gene SYT10). The record is from RefSeq and is a predicted model, not a curated record. Gene Ontology annotation, biological process: regulation of dopamine secretion; calcium-ion regulated exocytosis; cellular response to calcium ion. NCBI's taxonomy places the organism in Eukaryota, Metazoa, Chordata, Mammalia, Monotremata, Tachyglossidae. Gene Ontology annotation, cellular component: membrane. Gene Ontology annotation, molecular function: calcium ion binding; calcium-dependent phospholipid binding; clathrin binding.